AUGUCUAGGGGAGACAAGAAGGAAGAGGAUGGGGAAGAGGUGAGCAAUAAGCCUCCCAUAUACAAGGAGGAAGGGGAGUGUGUCAAGGCAGCUAUUAAGGAGUUAACUGUGUUGACUGAAGAGAUCGUAGGGGAUACUACCGACCUAGUAGAAGAGGAUAAGGGAGUUGAGGUGCCCAAGGAGGCUACUACAGAUGCUGAUCUAUCAAAGCAGAUCGAAAAGACG
This is a messenger RNA of Ilex paraguariensis (yerba mate), 225 nucleotides long. NCBI's taxonomy places the organism in Eukaryota, Viridiplantae, Streptophyta, Magnoliopsida, Aquifoliales, Aquifoliaceae. The record is from the annotation of a GenBank genome assembly.